Erinaceus europaeus (western European hedgehog) is the source of this 2810-nucleotide messenger RNA. It is a transcript of the gene VOPP1, whose product is annotated as VOPP1 WW domain binding protein. The transcript is spliced from 7 exons. The record is from RefSeq and is a predicted model, not a curated record. The coding region runs from base 130 to 804 and encodes 224 amino acids. Gene Ontology annotation, cellular component: cytoplasmic vesicle membrane. Lineage: Eukaryota; Metazoa; Chordata; Mammalia; Eulipotyphla; Erinaceidae.
GGCGGGGCGGCACAGUGAGCUCCCGGGUUCCCGGCUCUAGGCUCCCGGCACCCGGCUCCCUUUUAGUCCAUCCGCCCGAGCCGCACCCCGCCCGGGGUCGAGCCACCGAACCGCGCCGAAGACGUAGACAUGGGGCUGCCCGCGGGGGCGGCGGCGCUGCUGUUCGCGCUGCUGUUCGCGCUGCUGGCCGAGGGUUGCUCCAUCCAGAGGUGGAGGCCAGGUGGGGGCACACCUGGUAACACAGUAUGUUGCCAUGUGCAAGGAUUCAUGUUCAAGCCCCCGCUCCCCACUUGCAGGGGGGAAGCGUCACAAGUGGUGAAGCAGAUCUGCAGUGCACAGAGGCCAAAAAGCAUUGCUGGUAUUUCGAAGGACUCUAUCCAACAUAUUACAUGGUUAUCGCUGUGGUCCAGUGCCUACACAAUGCCGGCCCUACGAGGACUGCUGUGGCUCCCGGUGCUGCGUGCGGGCUCUCUCCAUACAGAGACUGUGGUACUUCUGGUUCCUGCUGAUGAUGGGUGUUCUCUUCUGCUGUGGAGCCGGCUUCUUUAUCCGGAGGCGCAUGUACCCCCCGCCGCUGAUGGAGGAGCCUGCAUUCAACGUGUCCUAUACCAGGCAGCCCCCAAACCCUGCUCCAGGAGCCCAGCCUGUGGGGCUGCCGUAUUAUACCGACCCUGGAGGACUGGGUGUGAAUCCUGCUGGGAACCCAAUGGCCAUGGCGUUCCAGGUCCAGCCAAAUUCACCACAGGGCAGCACGGCCUACCCGCCACCCCCCUCCUACUGCAACACCCCCCCACCCCCGUAUGAACAGGUGGUCAAGGACAAGUAGGGGUUCCAUGGCCCCACCUCACCCCCUGGCCUCCCUGUCCUCACCCAUGUUGGUGUCCAGGAACCGUGUUGUGAGGCGCCAAGGGCAGCUGCUCCCCACCCUCAGAGCCCCUGGCGGGCCCCCCCUUCCCCACCCAUGGAGGACCAGUGUCUGAGCUCACCCUAUGUCUCCCUGUUGCUUCUGUCUCUGCCAUGACUGUGCCCAGUCCAGGAGCUGACACUUGGGGCUCCCAGGCCCUCAGGCAAAGGAGGACAUGGAUGGCAGGGCUCCAGGCACAAGGCCCCCCAUUCCCCACCUCCCUCCUGGGAGUCAGCACAGCUGGAACACAUCCCUUCCCAGGACCUGCCCUAUUACUAGUCUCUGCUCAAGGGAGACUCUGGGUGGGGAAAAGCCGCUCAGUACUGCCUGUCUCCGCUGGCUCCUAGAGACAGAGGCCCUUCUGCACUGCCCCUACCCCUGGGAAACUGUGCAGCUUUUGCUCAGCUAGCUACACAGAUGGGGACCCAGAGGCCUUGCUGGGCAUCUGCAGCCCCCAAGAUGUCACUGAAGAACACAAUUUCAGCUCCUGGACAGUUGCCCCCUGGGGUGCCAUGGUGUGACUCCCAAAGAGAAGAGUAUCCCCCGUUGUUGUCUGUUCGUGGAAGCUGUGUAGACCCUGGCCCUGGAGCCCAACCACUCUGUGGUCUUUCCUGUGUGAGAAGCACCCUUCCCAUCAUCCACUCCUAUGGUGGGUGGGUGUAAGGGACAGUUGGCAAACAGGCCUGUGAUGUUGGCCACUGAGAGAGGUGUCUCAGCAAGGCCUGUGGUUCCAUCUCAGCAUCUGGGAGCUGGGUUUUCAGAGGCCAGGCUUGCCGAGCAGGACACAGAGUCCAGGACUGCACUGACCUCAAUCAGAGUGAGGAUGCAGAAGACUGAGUCCUGGCUUAGAAACCGCCCCCCCUCCCCCACAGGGGGAGCUUACAGUGGGCGGUGGGCAUGCACCCUGUCUUACCCAGGCCCAGGCUUGGGUGUGUGGGAGAGGAGGGAGGGAGGAAGGGAGGGAGGGAGACACAGAGUAGCUUAGAUUACAAUGUGUGUAGGUGUAGGAUGGCCAGGCGUGCUCACUGGAACCUUGGAAAAUUGUUUCGCAUUAAACUUUGAGCAUCAGGAUACCUCCCUGGAGCUGGACAGGGUGUUUUCAGCCCCUGGCAACAGGAGUCUGUGUCCCUGAUCUGCUGGGAUGUCAGGGUGGGGAGGGAGGCGGGAGGGGGCAAGAAGCAGGAUGAGGCCACAGCCACUGCUCAGACUCACCUUGAAAACACAGCUUCCAAACAGAUGCUGCUGCCAGGCCUCUGGCCGCCCUGUGACCUCUCUGUUCUGUAUUCCCCACCCUUUAGUCCUGGAUUCAAACCAGAUGGCAAAGCACAAAAUGCUGUUUACAACCAGGGGCCACCACAUAGGUCCAAAAGUCCCUCCUCUUCCUCCAGGUCAUUUGUUUUGCUCUUUUUUUUUCUUAACUUCAGUCUCUCCCUUCAUUAUUAUUAUUCUUUUUUAAAAAUACAGAAGCACACCAGAGCUGCCCCCAGCACUGGGCCUAGUGCAGAUGAACAUCACCCAGAGGUCCACGACUCAGUCUUGUUUCUCUUUUUUGACAACACAGUCCUGAGACUCAACAGUUUAGGGAGGGCUCAGCCAUUUUCUAGCCCCACGUUUGUGUGAGGUGAGCUGUGUUCUCUCCUAGACUUGGGUGUGAGCCGGCUGCCAUGAGUUGCGCUGCUGUGUGGGGUCAUCCCCCUGCUGCGUUUCUGGCAUCUCCUGUCUUCUGUGCUGUGGGUGGGUGGGUGGCCCUGUUUUGAAGCCCCUGUGGUCAGUGAUCAGCUGUGAGCUUGGGGCAGAUCUGUGCAUGUUCUCCGUCUGCACCACUCAGCUCUGUUAUAUUUCUCGUCCUCUUUUGAUAGGGUCCUAUUUCCUAUGUAUGCAAAAUAAAACUAAAUUUGGGCACAGG